AAUCUCAUCAUCCACCUAAACCUAGGCCAUUCUACAGUUUUCUCUGAAUCGUUCUAUACUUCUACUGUGUUUUCUUCGCUUUCUUUCGUUAAUCAAAAUGGGCAGAAAGUUCAUCGUCGGCGGUAACUGGAAAUGUAAUGGAACUAGCGAUGAAGUUAAGAAGAUUGUGUCCAUGCUGAAUGAAGCCGAGGUUCCCUCUCAAGAUGUUGUAGAGGUUGUGGUAAGUCCUCCAUUUGUGUUUCUUCCCAUGGUAAAAAGUCAAUUGAGGCCAGACUUCCAAGUCGCUGCACAAAACUGUUGGGUGAAGAAAGGAGGUGCUUUUACCGGUGAGGUUAGUGCGGAGAUGCUUGUCAAUUUGGGCAUUCCUUGGGUCAUCCUUGGUCAUUCUGAAAGAAGGGCUUUGUUAAAUGAAUCAAAUGAGUUUGUUGGUGACAAAGUUGCAUAUGCACUUGCUCAAGGAUUGAAGGUGAUUGCUUGUGUUGGAGAGACUCUUGAGCAGCGGGAAUCUGGAUCUACCAUGGCUGUUGUUGCAGAACAAACAAAAGCAAUUGCAGAUCGAGUUUCUGAUUGGUCGAAUGUUGUUUUGGCCUAUGAGCCCGUGUGGGCCAUUGGAACUGGAAAGGUUGCAAGUCCUGCCCAGGCCCAGGAAGUGCAUUUUGAAUUGAGGAAAUGGCUUCAACAGAAUGUUGGUGCUGAAGUUGCUGACUCAAUCAGGAUUAUGUAUGGAGGUUCCGUAAAUGGUGCAAACUGCAAGGAAUUGGCAGCAAAACCUGACGUUGAUGGAUUUUUGGUUGGCGGAGCUUCCCUAAAGCCUGAGUUCAUUGACAUUAUCAAGUCUGGCACUGUGAAGAAGACUGCUUAAGCUUGGAAUCACUGAAUCAGGUAUCUUUGGUAUAGAUGCUGCAGUUUUUGUUCUGGUUGGAUUAGCACCAGUUUUUUGUAACUCAAACAGUGCUUCAGGGAAACAAGUUCUACGUAUAGGAUGGAUAUUGUCUGAAACUGGAUGUAAGCCAGCAGGUUUCUGAGAAUCUGAGUAUUAAUAAAUCUGAACUUUGCUGUUGUUUCAUA
Molecule: messenger RNA, 1068 nt
Organism: Telopea speciosissima
Lineage: Eukaryota; Viridiplantae; Streptophyta; Magnoliopsida; Proteales; Proteaceae
Product: triosephosphate isomerase, cytosolic
Exons: 9
Coding region: 98-862 (254 amino acids)
Biological process (GO): gluconeogenesis; glycolytic process; glyceraldehyde-3-phosphate biosynthetic process
Cellular component (GO): cytosol
Molecular function (GO): triose-phosphate isomerase activity
Source: RefSeq, a predicted model, not a curated record